CAGAUGUGCGAGUAAUGUUGCCAUGGCAACAUGUCCUUGCAUAACCUCAUGUGUUGGUGCCAAAGUGUUUGUUUUUUUUGCCACUUUGGUUAUCGCAACAGAGUAAGAGCACGUUUGGAGAGGACCCGUCAAGACCUUUCAUUUGAAGUUUCACUUUGCCCUUUUACCUUCAACUAUGCGGUUUUCCUCUAUGACCUUGAUGGGAUAUUUAGAACAUUCUCAACCAAAGAAACGUUUUUUUUAUGGUUUCAGGCCUGUGGGUAGGGUUUCAAAGUAGCCUUUCAAAGCAAGUUUAGGGCUCUAAACAAGGGUUAGCGUUUUAAGCCAGAAUUAAGGUUUUGGGCCUAGGCUUUCAAGCAAAUGGCACGAUUUCAAGAUUGGGUUUUAACAAGGGUUACAGUUUUAAGAUAGGAUAAGGGUUUCAAAUCGGGGCGGGGGUUUAAAGAGAAGGUUAGGGUUCCAAAUGUGGGUUUUACGCGUUUCAUACAAGGAGUGCGGUUUAAAAGUAGGGCUUCAAGCCAAGGGUUGGGUUUAACUUUUGUACUUCAAGCCAAGGUUAAGAAUUAAAAGUAGGGUUUCAAGACUGAGCGAGGGUUUCAAAUUAGGGCUUCAAGCCAAGGGUUUGGGUUUCAGUUUACGUUCUCAAGCCAUGAUUUACAAAAGUCUGGGUUAGAGAGUUAAACAAGGUUUUGAUUUUCUAACUAGGGUUAGUGUUUCAAAUUAGGAUUUCAAGUCAGGGAAGGCAUAUUGUUUCAAAUGAGAGUUUGAGUGUCAAAUUAGUGUUUCAUGCCAAGGUUCGGCGUUAAAAGUAGGGUUUGAAGACAGAGCUCGUCAUUUCUUGUGUUUUUUGUGGCUGUCAUGCAUGCUGCAGUACCAGGUGCAGCCUCAGAAGGGGAGGGGGCGCACAAGCGAGAGAAAUGGGAGGUGGUCUGUCGUCUUGUGGAUGUGUGGACGCUGUCAUACGUGGGCAAAGCCUUCAUGAGAAGCUUCGCCUUCCUCCAUCCAGCAUCCCCCUCCCACCGGGAGCAGACGCUUGUCCGUGGCCGCCUGUGUCGCCUCUCCGCCGGCAGGCGAGACACACGCCUCCUCGGUCGGUCCGCUCCACCACCUUUCAAAAACCGUUUUGACCGCGCACACGUGGAUCUCAUUUAAGACGAGAGGAGGGGGAACAAAGUCGAGGAAGCCACGGAGCAGCAAACUUUGAAGAACACUAUGUUGUGACAUGUGGAGGUCGUGUGUCCAUUUUGGAGACAUCCUUCCUUCCCGUCAUGUGUGAAGGGGAUCGGACAUGCAGCUCCACGUCUGCUUGUUGCUCGUCCUCGUCGUCACAUCAUCAGUUCAGGGAGAGCCACGGAAUUCCACAGAGGAGCAUGCCAUCCCCGUAUCGCAUUCCGACAGAGACUUCGCCAGUCCAUCACCGGUCGCGUCCGACUACACAAGCACACAAGAACCCUACGGAGGGUCUGAGUCUGGUCCCGCCACGCCCUCCAUUGCGUCCGGGAGCCCUGAUAGCGGAGCUCUACAGCUUCCUGAGGAAGCGGGGAACAAUGGAGGGGAAACAUCUGUUACCGACCUUCCGGUGACAAUGGUGCUGACCCGAAACACCCAAACAAAUCCGGGCACACCAGAAGGGACACGUGGGUAUCACACCUCCAGGCAGUCCGCUUUUCCGCCUGUGACGUCCUCCCCGGCCAGUUGGACACUUCUUGCGACUCCUGCUGGUACCACAGGAACAGUUCAUCACCAGACCCUCCGUCGGACAUCCUCAAGUGGGAUGGAAGUUUUCGAAAAACUCACUUCAGGUCCGGUUUGGGGGUCCAUGUGGUCACAAACGGACUCUUCACAAAGUACACAAAGAACCACACGCCUGCCGGAUGCCACAGAGGGGAUGUCAAAGAUCUUUGGUUCUCUGUGGACCACCAGAGAUGCCAUCAUGGUGUCUGGAAGGAUCCAGAACUCGUCUGGGUCGGAGGAUGGGAGGGGAACGCCUAGACUUACGUCCAGCAUAAGCAUAAUGAAGUUAGGGGUAUCUGAAGAUGGGAUGGGAACAUCCGGAUACAUGCCCCAGAUAGGCGUCUUGAGUGGCUCCCGGGUAGGAACAGGAACGCCGAGACACUCUCCCCACGUGAGCACCGUGUUGGCAUCCGGAGGGGUUCCGAACUCAUCUGCCUCUGAAGACUAUAUGGGAACACCCCGAUACACGCCCCAGGUUGGGGUCCUAAACUUGGGGUUCUCUGAAGAUGGGGGGGUAACCCCUGGACACUCAACCCAGGUGAGCACUGUGAUGGCAUCCGACAGGUUCCUGAGGUUAGGGGACUCCCAGGAUGGGACGGAAACAGCACAACAUACACUUCAGGAUGGACUCUUAAGCUUAGGGGGCUCUGAGGACAGAACGGGAACGCCACAUGUGAGCACUGUGUUGGUGUCUGGUUCUGAGGAUGGUAUGGGAACACCCCAAUACACGCCCAAGGUGGGGCUCCUGAACAUAGGGGUUUCCCAUGAAGGCACAGCAAUGCCAGGGCACUCGCCCCACGUAAGCACCAUUUUUGAAUCCAGAGAGGUACAGAAAUUGUCUGGCGCAGAGGAUGGGAUGAGAACAGCUGGGAACACGCCCCAGGUAAGCUUGGAGGGAUCCAAGGAUGGGAUAGCAACACCAGGAAACCCAUUCCACGCGAGCACUGUGUCAGUGUCCAGAGAGGUUCUGAGCUUUGGGGGCUCCAAGGACGGUACGGGAACGUCUGGACCCUUGCCCCACGCGAGCACUGUGACAGUAUCCAGAGGGGUUCUGGGUUUUGGGGGUUCCCUGAACACGGACGAUGCCCGCCACACAACACCCAUACCAACAGCCCUAAAGAACUUGCCUUCCGUUUCCCCCUCCAUCCUGGAAGUUCUGGCCCGGGGCUACAAAACCACUGCACCACCCUUGAUCAGACAAGGAACUCCGAAGACUGAGGAGAAAGGGACCGGGGACGGCAACACCGCGACAACCCAGCAUCUGAUGCCGGAAACCCAAUCUGCUUCGACUUCUUCGAGUGGCGCGACCACCCGCAUACCCAAAGUCUUUGUGAUGCCGGACCAGGCUGUUGCUUUCACAGUGGAGUCCAUCGAGCUGUUGCUGCAGAUAGUUGUGGUUGAGUCCAGCUCAGCUUCAGGUCCCGACCUCGAGGAGGACACCAUCGCCUGGGUGGAGCCUUACCUGCAGAGGGCGCCAGGGUUCAGCAGGAUGUCGGGUGUGUGGGGCAGUGGUCGCGCCGUGCAGAUCCUACUGGAGUUUGACAGCGUGGGCGCUCUGCGCUGGCUCUCCGCUUCUGGAGCCUCGACACUGCUACACCAGACGGGACUGGACGGAGCCGCACGCUUGGGAAGGAGCUUCAGAGGGUCAAAGGUCGUCAACAUCACACUGGGGGGCGUGCAGGCGGACGUAUGCGAUUGGUUGCUGGCGUGUCCGGGAGGCUUCCGUUGUGUUUCUCGGCCCAACAACUACAGCUGCUCCUCCGUGUGUCAUUUUGACUUCUGCCGCCAUCACGGCGUCUGCACGCACCACCCGGAACAUCUUCCUGUUUGUCGCUGCCUGGUGGGCGACGACUUCUGGUUCAUGGGAUCGAGGUGCGACGUACGUAUGACGCGAGCCCGUCUGGUGUGCACGUGCGUUUCCAUCCUGGCGCUGGCCGUGGCCCUGAUUGGCUCGCUGGCCUUCGUCGCCGUCAGACGCUACCGAGCCGCUCUGAUCCGGGCCAAGGUGGAACAGACCCGGAGCAGCUACCGGCGGUUCAACCAUUUCGAUGAGCUGUCGUCUCGCUUCUGGCUGCGUUCGGCUUCUGUGGGUUCCGCUGACUCCGUGGACAAUCCGGCGUUCACGCGCUCCGACGAGCUGUUGCACAUGCGAGCUCUGGACCGCCCCUGCUGCUACCACGACGACACCCUGUCGCUAGCCUCCGCCUCCGCUUCCUCCGCCUGCACCGGCCGUGUCGCGCGUCUCAACACCAUCUACCCCGACAGCUCCCAGUACGGUUGGCGCGGCAGCGAGUUGAGCGUGGGCGAUGGGGUGCUGGACUCGGGCAAGGCCAGCGACCUGUCUGUGUGCAGCUGGCCCGUGGAGCCCAUCCAUUGGACGCCCUUCCCGCUUCUGCGGCACCUGGCCGCCACCCACACCGCACACGCUGUUCGGGUGUCAAGGCCACGUUCGUACUGCGAAGGCAUGGAGCUGGUGGACAUGAACCGCAGCUGGACCGCAUGACUCUGAUAUUCAACGGCCAUUAAACACUCUUAAUGUGUUGUGUGAAUAUAUAUGUAUGUAUGUGACAGAUAAUUCAAUAAAUACUGUAUGUGUGUGUGUGUGUGUGUGUGUGUGUGUGUGUGUGUGUGUGUGUGUGUGUGUGUGUGUGUGUAGUUCACUGUCAUGGUCGUAGGUAACCCCAUUGUAUCUCACCACUUGUUCAUAAAACUGUAUGCAUUGCAUCUGGAA
Phycodurus eques (leafy seadragon) is the source of this 4465-nucleotide messenger RNA. Its product is annotated as mucin-2. NCBI's taxonomy places the organism in Eukaryota, Metazoa, Chordata, Actinopteri, Syngnathiformes, Syngnathidae. The transcript is spliced from 10 exons. The record is from RefSeq and is a predicted model, not a curated record. Bases 1289 to 4237 code for a protein of 982 amino acids.